AUGGCUCUCUUCUCCACUAAGAACGACGAGAGUCUCACAGACUUAGAGUCCCAUAAGAUGGGGUCAGACAAAGUAUCCAGGUCGGUUGACACCAGAGCGUUGAUCUCUCAGCUGAAGCUCAUCACCAGCGAUCCAUCGGCCCUGAAGGGGCUCGAGGAUGGCGAGAGGUUGCAGUUGAAGCAAGUUGCCCGCUCUGCCGCCGAUGCCCUGGAGCAGCCCUUCGAGACUAUGGUUCGCAUCGCAUAUUCGCCUCUGUUGCUGGUGACAGCUCGGAUCGGCCAGGAUCAUGGAAUAUUUGCCCAGCUUUGUGCCGCGGCGGGCCCCGUCUCCUUGGGUGAGCUCUCGACAGCAUCGAGAAUUCCUGCCGAUGUUCUAGAGCCCGUCAUGGACUCUAUAUGUGCCCGAGGAAUGGCUACCCGAGUGGAAGCGCAGGCUUUUGCUGCUUCACCUCUCACGCACCUCUUGUCCUCACCAGAGCUCCGUUCAGCCCACAUCCAUUAUCACGACUCGGUGCUCCCAGGUCUCGCAAAACUCAAGGAGUUCCUGCACAACCCACACGGCCCGCGCACGGCAUGGCAGAUGGGCCACGACACGGACCUCAGCUACUACUCCUGGCUCGACGGCCAUCCCGUGCAGAAGGACGCGUUCCACAUCUACAUGGAGGCGCACGUCAUCGGCCUCCCGACGUGGCUGGACGUGCUCGACUUCGAAAAGGAGCUGGCGGCCGGCGCCCGAGCCGAGGACGUGAUCUUCGUGGAUGUCGGGGGCAGCAACGGCCAGCAGUGCGCGGCGUUGAGGAAGAACUACCCCGGGCUGCUCGGCAGGGUCAUCCUGCAGGACCGGCCUGCGGUGUUGAAGACUGCGCUUGAGGUUGAGGGGAUGGAGAAGAUGGGCUAUGACUAUUUGACGGCGCAGCCGGUGAAAGGUUCUCGCGUCCUUUAUUUCCGGCAGAUAUUUCACAACAAUGACGACGAGACGUGUAGGAAGAUACUUCGGGCUCAGCUAUCGGCCAUGGAUGGCAAUACUGUCCUCGUGAUCGACGACAAGGUGCUCCCGGAUCGGGAACUGCUCACGGACUCGAUGGAUUCCGAGUAUCAAGCAUCGCUGAGCCUGGUCAUGAGGACCCUCUUCAAUAGCCAAGAGCGGAGGGAGGCGCACUGGAGGAGACUUGUGGAGGAGGCUGGGCUGGUGGUUAGAGAUAUACGAAAGUAUACGGAGUUUGACGACUCGGUUGUUCUCUGUGUCAAGCAGUAA
Molecule: messenger RNA, 1254 nt
Organism: Clonostachys solani
Lineage: Eukaryota; Fungi; Ascomycota; Sordariomycetes; Hypocreales; Bionectriaceae
Source: the annotation of a GenBank genome assembly